CCCCGCCCGUCUCGCCUCAUUUGGACUGCGGGGAUAACGACCCGGACCGUGAUACCCCGCGCGCAGACCAACGGAGCAGGUGCGGGUGGAAACGACAAAAGCCUUUCCCAACAUCCUGCACCUCUGCGCCAAAGGUUCCCAUUGCCUCUGGACAAUAUGAAAUCUGACUGACAAGUAUUUUGAGCCUCGUUGGAUUCUCUAGCUAUAAGCGCUUUUAAUAAUGUAAAGACUGAAAGUGCCAAUUGCAGCAAAGGAAUUGACACAUCAUCGCUAAUGUUCACAGCUUCCAGAGAUGACAAGUUGUUCACACCAAUGUCCCAUCGCAAAAGAUGAGAAUAUUCAGCAAGUUGAGUCAUCAAGGAUAAAUCAGCAAAAUGCAUCAUCACUUCAACAACCACCCCGUUCAGAUUAAAGGCCCACAUUAUCUCUGCCUCCUCUUGGCCUUUCUCAGCUGUUAGCGCUCCUUGUAGUUACCUCUUCAUCAGUUGUCCAACAUGCGCCCUUCUCUCGCCACCGCAGUCCUACCACCCAGGACCCGUUCCCACAAUGCACCCAAUGUCGCAGUGGGUGGCCGUGAGCACCUGUCAGCUCCACGAAGGCGUAGCCCCCACCUUCGUCACACACUCAGUCCAGAAAACCUGCGAACUCUGGCCGAAAGGGGCGGGGCUGCUGUGGAUACCGCCUCUGUGGUUAGCAGCCCAAUCGGACUUCCUCGAGCUAACAGCGACACAGACUUGGUGACGUCACAGAGUCGCUCAUCACUAACAGCAUCCACUCUGGAAUAUACUUUGAACCGCGGCCAGAACCUCGUCAUAUCCUGGGAUAUCAAGGAGGAAGUGGAUGCUACCGACUGGAUCGGGCUCUACCACAUUGAUGAAACCAGUCCAUCCAAUGUGUGGGACUGUAAGAACCGAGGGGUUAAUGGCACCCAGAAGGGUCAGAUCGUCUGGAGGCUGGAGCCUGGCCCUUACUUUAUGGAGCCUGAGACCAAGAUCUGUUUCAAGUACUAUCAUGGAGUGAGUGGAGCCCUGAGAGCCACGACCCCCUGCAUCACCGUGAAGAAUCCUGCAGUCCUGGUGGAGGGUUUGGCAGAGCAGGUUGGCAUAGAGCAUCCACGGAAACUGAUCAGUUUCACUUUAACAGAUCUCCGUGCCACCGGCCUGAAGAAGGGCAUGUUUUUUAAUCCAGACCCUUACCUGAAGAUGUCCAUCCACCCAGGGAAGAGAAGUGUCUUUCCUGUCUUCAGCCACCAUGGGCAGGAACGACGAUCGGCUAUUAUUGCUAACACAACUAACCCUGUGUGGCACGGGGAGAAAUACACUUUUGUAGCUCUAAUGACAGACAUCCUAUACAUUGAGGUAAAGGACAAAUUCGCAAAAAGCCGACCAAUCAUCAAACGCUUUCUGGGUCAGCUGACUAUACCUGUGCAGCGGCUUAUUGAAAAAAUACCAGGAGUCCAGCCUGUGAGUUUCUCCCUGUGUAGGCGCCUGCCCACCGAACAUGUCAGUGGUCAGCUACAAUUCAAAGUGGAGCUCACCUCUACAGGACCUGAUGGUGCCUCUCCUGAUUCUAUUAUUGGGAUUUCAUCACUGAACGGCGCUCCAGGGACUCCAUCUGAUGAUGAGGAUUUGCCCCAUCAUCUUCCAGGAGUGGUCUCUGCAGGACCCUCACCUACAGGGUCCCAGGGCUCACAAGGAAUGUGGGAAGGCGGGGCCACGGCCUGCCCAGAAAAAGACCUGUCCCUUGUGGGAGCUGAGGGCAGAUUUGUGGAGCCCGAAAGUCUGUCAGGCCAUGAAAUGCUCCAGAGGUCCCUCAGUGAGGGCCUGGAUGCUAUAGAGGCACCCAAGGGUCCAGGUGAGAGACCUCUAGGAGCUGCCUCCCCCAAACUACGUUCUAGUUUUCCCACACACACAAGGCUCAGCGCUAUGUUACACAUUGAUUCAGAUGAGGACGAUGAGAGAUCCGGGGCUAAUGACAUCACUCCGGUGCCGCUGUCACCGCUGCUGAUGAAUGGGGACCCUCCAGAGGUCAGCGGCCUUGAUGAAGACGACCCAUUUCCAGAGCUUCAGCUGGAGGCAGAGCAGCUGGAUCGCUCAGUGCUGGAGGAGGAACCUGAGGGUACUGGAGCUGUGACAGAAGGCUUGCCUCCUGAGAUCGAGGUGGCUGAAGAGGUGGAGCCGGGUCUGGACAUGGAGGAGCCAGAUGUCUUCUCUGAAGUAGAAGAAGCUUCUUUUGCAGAAGCUGUGACCCAUAAUGCUUUGCAAGAGGGUGUAGAUGUACAUGAGGAAGUAAGGGGGCCUGGGGAGGACCCAUCAUCAGAGAUUGACACCUGCUCCAUGGCAACAGCCCCACAGACAGUUUUUUCAACAUCAGAGAGCUGUCCCAUCACACUGACCACUGCUGUGGAGGCAGAGGAAGGAGCUGAGGCUGCCAUAGACCCAGGGGGGGACAUGGUUUCUGACACCCCACCGACAAACCAGGCUGUUGACGAUGAAGGCGGUGGGCUGGGAGCUGUCAGUGAGGUGGAAGGAGAAGCCCCUGUGGGGGGAGUGCAUGAGGAGUUGGAGGAGAUCACUGUGAGGAGGCUGAGCCUCCAGGCGGCUGGGGGUGUGGCCGAAGAACAGGAAGGGGAGGAGACAAAGGAGGUGGGGUCUGCGGAUUCUGAACAAGUUACCACAGAAACAGAUGGAGAGGAAGGUACCCACGUCAACGGACACCCUGUUCGCUCGCUUCCAUCUGUGCGACACGACAUCCAUCGUUACCAGCGCGUGGAUGAGCCGCUACCUCCCAACUGGGAGGCUCGGAUCGACAGCCACGGAAGGAUCUUUUUUGUGGAUCACGUGAACAGGACCACCACGUGGCAGCGUCCUACCGGUCCGCCAGCCCCGCAGGGCCUGACCCGGUCCAACUCCAUUCAGCAGAUGGAGCAGCUCAACCGCAGGUACCAGAGCAUUAGGAGGACUAUAACUAACAGCGAUCGGUCGGAGGACAGCCCUGUUGAUCUGCUUCCUGAACCGGAAAGUGAAUUGAUGCCCCAUUCCAUUUCUGAUUACCGUCGAGACAGUGCAGUGGGUCACUCCAGCAGUCGUUCACGUCUUUCUUUGCUGCUCCAGUCUCCCAGCGCCAAGUUCCUGUGCAGCCCCGACUUCUUCACCGUGCUGCAUUCAAACCCUAGUGCCUACCGCAUGUUUACGAGUAACACCUGUCUGAAGCACAUGAUCAGUAAGGUGCGUCGGGACGCUCACUACUUCGAGCGCUACCAGCACAACCGUGACCUCGUCACCUUUCUCAACAUGUUCUCCAACAAGCAGCUGGAGCUUCCCCGUGGCUGGGAGAUGAAGCAUGACCACACUGGGAAGCCCUUCUUUGUGGAUCACAACUGUCGCUCUACGACCUUCAUUGACCCCCGGCUCCCCCUCCAGAGUUCUCGCUCCACCGGGCUGUUGGCGCACCGCCAGCACCUGAGCCGCCAGCGCAGUCACAGUGCUGGGGAGGUGGUGGAUGACUCCCGGCAACCCAACCCCCCCAUCAUGCCCCGCCCCUCCAGCACCUUCAGCGGCUCCAGUCGAAGUCAGUACCACGACCUGGUGCCUGUGGCCUACAAUGACAAGAUAGUGGCGUUUCUACGGCAGCCCAACAUCUUUGAGAUACUGCAGGAAAGGCAACCCGAGCUGGCCAGAAACCACUCACUCAAGGAAAAGGUGCAGUUUAUUCGGAGUGAAGGAGUCAAUGGACUGGCUCGUCUCUCUAGUGAUGCUGACCUAGUCAUGCUGCUGAGCUUAUUUGAGGAGGAGGUGAUGUCAUAUGUGCCACCAUUACUCCACCCUGGUUACUGUUUGUCUUCUCCUCAGAGUUCCCCUGGUACCCAGCGAGCUAACGCCCGUGCUCCUGCUCCUUACAAGCGUGAUUUUGAAGCUAAACUGAGGAACUUCUAUCGAAAGUUGGAGACGAAGGGUUACGGCCAGGGACCAGGGAAAGUCAAGCUCAUCAUACGCAGGGACCACCUUCUUGAGGAUGCCUUCAAUCAGAUCAUGUGUUAUUCCCGUAAAGACCUCCAGAGGAGUAAACUCUAUGUCAGCUUUGUAGGCGAGGACGGGCUGGACUACAGUGGACCCUCCAGAGAGUUCUUCUUCCUGGUGUCCAGAGAACUGUUCAACCCAUACUACGGCCUGUUCGAGUAUUCAGCCAAUGAUACGUACACUGUGCAGAUCAGUCCCAUGUCUGCUUUUGUAGACAACCACCAUGAAUGGUUUCGAUUCAGUGGGCGUAUCCUGGGCCUGGCUCUUGUGCAUCAGUACCUGUUGGAUGCUUUCUUCACCCGACCCUUCUAUAAAGGGCUUCUUCGCAUCCCAUGUGACCUAAGUGACCUGGAGUUCCUGGACGAGGAGUUCCACCAAAGCCUGCAGUGGAUGAAGGACAAUGACAUUGAGGAUAUGUUGGAUCUAACAUUUACUGUCAACGAGGAGGUCUUUGGACAGAUUACUGAGCGGGAGUUGAAGCCUGGUGGGGCUGGUAUCCCUGUGUCGGAGAAGAACAAAAAGGAGUACAUCGAGCGGAUGGUCAAGUGGCGUAUUGAGAGAGGAGUGGCCCAGCAGACAGAGAGCCUAGUGCGAGGCUUUUAUGAGGUGGUGGACGUGCGGCUGGUGUCUGUGUUCGAUGCCAGGGAGCUGGAGCUGGUGAUUGCAGGCACUGCAGAGAUCGACCUGGCAGACUGGAGGAACAACACUGAGUACAGAGGAGGUUACCAUGACAACCACAUAGUGAUUCGCUGGUUCUGGGCAGCUGUGGAGAGGUUCAACAAUGAGCAGAGGCUGAGGCUGUUGCAGUUUGUGACGGGAACUUCCAGUAUUCCCUAUGAAGGAUUUGCAUCACUACGGGGCAGUAAUGGUCCCCGCAGGUUCUGUGUGGAGAAGUGGGGAAAAAUCACGUCGUUACCCAGGGCUCACACUUGCUUUAAUCGUCUGGACCUUCCACCCUACCCCUCCUUCUCCAUGCUCUACGAAAAGCUAGUCACCGCUGUGGAGGAGACGAGCACGUUCGGUUUGGAGUAAAAUCAGCUGGCACACUUGAGGUGUAACUCAAGCAAAAGAAAAUCCACCCUUCUCACUCAGAAGAGACGUGGAAAUCAAAAUGAAUAUUCCUCAAAAGACAACUAAGUCCCCCUGUGGAUAACAGCUGUUUUUCCAACUGGCUUUUCGUCACUCACCACAUGAGUUUUGUUUCAAUUCUCUGCCUUUUUCACACAUUUCUGACAUAAGUUGAGAAAUGAAUGUCUGGAGGACAGGUGGAAACAGGAAAGUGUACAAUACAGUUUUCUCUCUUCUUCUCACUUUGUUCUUUGAACCACAUGUGUGCUUUAUCUCCUGAGUCAUUAGCCUUGGUUACUGGAUUUAUCGCACCUCUUCCUCUCAUCUUCCUUUUCCAGCCUGCACCUCAGAGACAGCUGCUCAGAGACCACUAAAGCUCCCUUUUCCCUCUCUGGACCUCAAAACUGUGUCCUUCCUGAACUGGGGCUGCAGUGUUAUGAACUAUAACACACACACACACUAAUCACUUUUGCACAAAACCACACACAAACAUGUUACAUUUCGUUUUUAUGAACAGUGCAAAAGAAGACUUUUUAUCAACAUGAAAGAUGGCUGUUAGCUAAGGGAAGGCAAAUCUAAUACACAGAUAAACUUGCUGAAAUCAUUCUUAGACUUAAAGGAUCAAUAUGGGAGGUUUGUGUGUGCUCUGAUGCUUUCCUGAGGUUUGUGUUGGAGUCUGUAUUAUGCCAGAAGCUGGUUGUUUGUUGAUGUUAGCUGUGUCCAAUUCUAAAUUAAGUGAAGCUAGUUUAGUGUACUGUUACUGUUGCAAAGGAGCUGAAGAGAGGAACUUGGAGAACUUAAGAAAACUUAGGAGAAAAAGAAAAACUGACUAAAGUCUGCUCAUGCACCACAAAACAGCAAUCUAAAUGGUCUUGUAUUAAGGUUAAAACAUGCACAUUUUUCUUGGGGAGAUUUCGUUAAACUAGAGUAAAAUUAACCACUGAAAAUGUAAACAAAACCAAAAAAAAUGUUGAUGUCAUUCUAACAAAAACACUGUUAAAAAUACUGAUAAACUGAGAUGUAGAAGUGGUUAUACUCUUAAUGUAUGGCAAACAAUCUUCUUUGUCUGUUGGAAAAACAUAUUUUAGUUUGUUACUGGCAAGAUAUCACCAAGCAGCAACUUGCAGGGUGGAAAGAUGAAAACAAUGUGGAACAUGGAAGUGACAAAAACUGCAGUUCCUUGAAUGUACACUUGAGGUUGGCUCCAAAACUGAGUCAAUCCCCAUGAACCCCCUUGUGAAAAAGUGCAAAUUUACAUCAGAAAAUAGUAUAAUUUCCAUGUUCAUGAGAUUUAUAUAGGGUGUUAAUUUGUGUGUGUCUCAUCCAUUUGACUUAUAUUAAAACGUCAAAAUAUACAUUAAAGGGUACCUGUAAUGAAUUUUCAGUGCUAGCUAUUUCAAAAGGUCACCUAUAAUACUAGUGGUUCCAUCAGAUAACUUAUCUCAUAGCCCAUUGUCAAGUCUGCGUGAGUACUAAGUCACUGCUCCAUCAGUUAGGCAUGGUCAGAGACAUGUUUCCUCCUUCACAGGCUGUUCCAGCAUCGAUAGUGACGCAGUCUCGUAUUUCCUGAUUACCUGGGCUGUGAUGGACUGGUCACUGACCCCGUACAGCAGACACCAGCCUAAGAUGACACGUUAUCACCCAGUGCUGGGUCGUGUCCCUUGGACAGUGGUGGAGUGGUCCAACUCUUACGGCUGCACAA
Messenger RNA from Sphaeramia orbicularis (orbiculate cardinalfish), 6789 nucleotides. RefSeq names its product HECT, C2 and WW domain containing E3 ubiquitin protein ligase 2a (gene hecw2a). Lineage: Eukaryota; Metazoa; Chordata; Actinopteri; Kurtiformes; Apogonidae. Gene Ontology annotation, biological process: regulation of dendrite morphogenesis; protein ubiquitination; ubiquitin-dependent protein catabolic process. The record is from RefSeq and is a predicted model, not a curated record. Gene Ontology annotation, molecular function: ubiquitin protein ligase activity; protein binding. The transcript has 30 exons. Bases 495 to 5051 code for a protein of 1518 amino acids. Gene Ontology annotation, cellular component: cytoplasm.